AUGGAAGAUCCUGUUGUAAGCCCUAAGACAUCAUGGAAAAUUUUAAAAAAUGCUGUUGUGAUGAGCCUGGCGUUUAUGAUUCAUUUCACUGCAUAUAAUGGUACAGCGAAUCUUCAAAGUUCUAUUAAUGCGGAAGCCGGUUUGGGAACAACGUCACUAGCAGUUGUUUGUGCAGGAUUUAUUAUUUCUAAUAUGUUCCUACCAAUUAUAGUCAUCAAAUGGCUCGGAACUAAAUGGACAAUAUCCUUGUCAUUCCUAGCUUACCUACCUUACUUUGCUGCACAGAUGUACCCUAGUUUUUAUACUUUAAUUCCAGCGGCUUUCAUAAUGGGAAUAGGUGGAGCACCUCUUUGGUGUGCAAAGAGCACUUAUUUAUCUGCAGCAGCAGAAGCUAAUACGAAGACAUCGAAUCUACGCUUAGAGGUUUUAUUAGUGCGUUUCUUUGGAAUAUUUUUUAUGAUCUAUCAACUGAAUCAAGUUUGGGGAAAUCUUAUUUCAUCGUUAGUUUUAUCAUCGGGUGAUAAUUUAGCAGCUGUGACGCCUAUAAAUGACUCCAUGAUAGUUCAACUUUGUGGUGCUAACUUUAUGCCAAGUGCACACGCUGAUGAAGCAUUACAGCGACAACCUCCAGAGAAGAUUCGAAUGAUUUCAGGCAUAUAUUUGGGGUGUACAGUCGCUGCAUCCCUUUUAGUUGCUGUUGGUGUAGACUCCAUUAAGAGUAAUAAAAAAGAUCAGAAUAAUGCUAAUAAGUCUGGAAUACAUCUGCUGGCUACAACACUUAAACUAUUCAUAGAGCCUAAGCACCUUAUGUUGGCCAGUAUUAAUGUUUUUGUUGGCAUGCAACAGGCUUUCUUCGGGGCCGAUUUUACUGCCGCAUAUGUCUCUUGUUCUGUUGGUGUUGGAACUGUUGGAUUUGUUAUGAUGAGUUUCGGCUUUGCCAACGCCUCAGGGUGUGUUGUUAUGGAGCAAAUGGCUAAGACGGUAGGACGUUUGCCGCUUAUAAUAGCAGCUUUUAUUAUCCAUGGUUCAUUAAUGGUGACGCUUCUCACAUUUAACCUGCAACCAAAUCAACCAGCAGUCAUGUAUGUCAUUGCAAGUUUGUGGGGAUUCUGCGAUUCUAUUUGGGCUGUGCAAAUAAGCGCGUUUUAUGGAAUAGUUUUUAAAGGCCGAGAAGAAGCGGCGUUUUCCAACGUAAGACUCUGUGAGUCAUCAGGUUAUAUUAUCGCGUACAUCAUUUCUCCGCACCUGAGAACUGGUGUAAAGACUUAUAUCUUAAUGGUAACUAUGUUAGUGGGAGUGGUGCUAUACAUUAUAGUGGAAUUCAGAGAAAGGAAAGCCAAUACAUCGAUCAAAACACCAGAACCUCAAGAGAAAACAAUUGAUUUUGAUAAUAAAGCAUUCGAAUAUUCUAAGUAA
Messenger RNA from Danaus chrysippus (African queen), 1416 nucleotides. NCBI's taxonomy places the organism in Eukaryota, Metazoa, Arthropoda, Insecta, Lepidoptera, Nymphalidae. The record is from the annotation of a GenBank genome assembly.